Messenger RNA from Coccinella septempunctata (seven-spotted ladybird), 666 nucleotides. Its product is annotated as endocuticle structural glycoprotein SgAbd-2-like. Bases 79 to 552 code for a protein of 157 amino acids. Gene Ontology annotation, cellular component: chitin-based extracellular matrix. The record is from RefSeq and is a predicted model, not a curated record. NCBI's taxonomy places the organism in Eukaryota, Metazoa, Arthropoda, Insecta, Coleoptera, Coccinellidae. Gene Ontology annotation, molecular function: structural constituent of chitin-based larval cuticle. The transcript is spliced from 3 exons.
GGCAUCUUCUGAAGAUGGGCACCUUGAAAUUUUUUGUACCCGAAAAAGUAGGGAAGUGUCGCGACUAUAUAUACCAAUAUGACCACUUUUCUGAUCAGUGUAUCUCAAUUCGUGAACCGUAUCAAGAUGAAACUUUUGGUAGCCGCUGCUUUCCUCGCUGUAGCCUCUGCUCUGCCAGCAGGCCCUGUUCAAUACAAACAGGAUGAACCUAUUCCAAUCCUAAGGCUCGACAAUGAAGGAGUACAAGCCGAUGGUUCCUACAAAUUUGGAUUCGAAACCGCAAAUGGAAUUGCCCAAGAAGAAGUUGGUCACUUGAAACAAGUCGGUCAAGACGUAGUCAACGAAGUCCAAGGCCAAGUUAGGUACACCCUGCCCGAUGGAACUCCCAUCAACUUGAGCUACAUCGCCAACGAAGAUGGAUUCCAGGUUCAAGGCGACCAUCUCCCCACCGCUCCACCAAUCCCAGAAGCCAUUCUGAGGUCUUUGGAAUACAAUGCUGCUCACCCAGAAGAAAACGACGAUGGAUUGAUCAAGAAACCACAAAGAUACUGAGGAUUGAAGUACCACGGAAAAGUCUCUGUAAAUAGCAAUAUUGUAAUGCUGUGAUUCUGUAAUUUUGUCGGUCUUAAAGCCGAGGAAGUUUUAUAAUAAACACAUAAUCUUGAA